Molecule: messenger RNA, 1359 nt
Organism: Rattus norvegicus (Norway rat)
Lineage: Eukaryota; Metazoa; Chordata; Mammalia; Rodentia; Muridae
Gene: Pi15
Product: peptidase inhibitor 15
Exons: 6
Coding region: 84-860 (258 amino acids)
Cellular component (GO): extracellular region
Source: RefSeq, marked provisional
ACUUACCUUGUUGGAGGAGCAGUGUAUUCAUUUUGGCAUUGUGCAGAGCAAAGCAAACCUGGAGGACUUCUCCAUCCCUGAAAAUGGUAAUGAUCUCUGCAGUCAACCUUGUGAUCCUUUUGUCCCUUCUCUGUGAAGCACGCACUAUCGUCUUACUAAAUUUCACUGACUCAUCUCUGCCAGCCAAUAACUUCUCUGAUAUUGAAGCCACCCUCAGCGUACCAGUACUGUCUGUGGAUAUCCCCAAAGCCAGGCGGAAGCGCUACAUUUCUCAGAAUGACAUGAUCGCCAUUCUUGAUUACCAUAAUCAAGUUCGGGGCAAAGUGUUCCCACCAGCAGCAAACAUGGAAUAUAUGGUCUGGGAUGAAAAUCUUGCAAAAUCAGCUGAGGCAUGGGCAGCAACUUGCAUUUGGGACCAUGGACCUUCUUACUUGCUGAGAUUUUUGGGUCAGAAUUUGUCUGUACGAACUGGAAGAUAUCGCUCUAUUCUCCAGUUGGUCAAACCAUGGUAUGAUGAAGUGAAAGAUUAUGCCUUUCCUUACCCUCAGGACUGCAACCCUCGGUGUCCUAUGCGCUGCUUUGGGCCCAUGUGCACUCAUUAUACACAGAUGGUUUGGGCCACUUCUAAUCGAAUAGGAUGUGCAAUUCACACCUGUCAAAACAUGAAUGUCUGGGGAUCUGUGUGGCGACGAGCAGUGUAUUUGGUCUGCAACUAUGCUCCAAAGGGCAACUGGAUUGGAGAAGCACCGUACAAAGUUGGAGUGCCAUGUUCAUCUUGUCCCCCGAGUUAUGGUGGAGCCUGUACUGACAAUCUGUGCUUUCCAGGGGUAACAACAAACUACCUGUACUGGUUUAAAUAAGCUUUUCUUUUUCCCCUCAGAGGGAAUACAUUGGUUAGUGGAGAUAUAUAUAUAUAUAUAUAUAUAUAUAUAUAUAUAUAUAUAUAUGUGUGUGUGUGUGUGUGUGUGUGUGUGUGUGUGUAUUGAGUUUGAACAUGUUAUAUUUGCUUUAGUGUAAUCCUGUUUUCAUUUUAAUUAUCAAGUUUCUAGUGUUUGUCUAGAGUGUUAAUUCUUAGAUUCAAGCAAAACAUCAUUUUCUACUUUUGACCUUCAAUUUAAAUUAAUUACUGUAUUUGUAGUGAUGACACAGUUGUUGCAUCCAAUCCCAGGACCUACAAUCCAGAGAAUUAUGUUAUUAUGACCCCAAAGAAUGCAAUGUAUAUUCGAGCUAUAAUAUAUGUAUAUUAUAUGUAUACACAUGUAUAGAUAUGCUCACAUGUAUGAUGUAUGAUGUGACACAUAGGUAAUAACAUGAUAUGGUAGUUAACAGGGGAAAAUUAAUAAUAUAUUUGAGAUUAUA